CCGAUACUGGUGGGAAGUGAGGUUUCUACUUUGCCGGCCAUCAUUUUGUAAUGUCGUAUUUGGUUUUGCGCUUUUUGUAGUGAGAAUUUUGUGAGAGAGCUGUUGAAUUUGGUGUUUUAUCCGCUUUAUUAGGGAUAUACACGGCGCAAUUGAUGGAAUGAUUGAUUUUUUGUGAACAAAAGGGGUGAAAGUUAAAUAUAAGUAAAAUGGCAGCACUAGGACAUCAAACAGCAGCAGCAUUGCUGGAUUUCAACCAAAAGCUGGAUAUAAAUCUCCUAGAUAGUGUGGUCGUUAGUAUGUAUGCUGGAAAUGGAGAAACUCAAAGAAUGGCACAAGAAGUUUUAACAACACUGAAAGAACAUCCUGAUGCUUGGACAAGGGUAGAUACGAUUCUAGAAUAUUCUACCAAUCAAGAAACAAAAUAUUAUGCUUUACAAAUUUUGGAACAAGUAAUAAAAACUCGUUGGAAAGUGUUGCCUCGGAAUCAAUGUGAAGGUAUCAAAAAAUACAUUGUUUCAUUGAUUAUCAAAACUAGUUCAGAUCCUGAGGUUUUGGAAGCCAACAAAACUUAUCUUAAUAAAUUAAACAUGAUACUGGUACAGGUAUUAAAGAGAGAAUGGCCUAAAAAUUGGGAAACUUUUAUAACGGACAUUGUGGGUGCAAGUAAAACAAAUGAAAGUUUGUGUCAAAACAAUAUGAUUAUUUUAAAAUUACUGAGUGAAGAGUUAUUUGAUUUUUCUGCUGGCCAAAUCACACAAACUCAAGCAAAGCAUUUAAAAGAUAAUAUGUGUUCAGAAUUUUCUGCAAUAUUUCAUUUAUGUCAAUUUGUUCUUGAAAACUCCCAGAAUCCACCAUUAAUCAAUGCAACAUUAGAAACACUGCUUAGAUUCUUGAACUGGAUUCCUCUCGGUUAUAUAUUUGAGACUAACCUUAUUAACACAUUAAUUUUCAAAUUUCUACCUGUACCGAUGUUUCGGAAUGUUACUUUAAAUUGUCUCACAGAGAUCGCUGGUGUUAAGGUUACAAAUUAUGAUAACAUGUUUAUUUUAUUAUUUACUGAAACCAUGGCACAGAUUGAAAUGAUGCUACCAAUUCAAACUGAUAUUAAAACAGCGUAUGCUUGUGGACAAGAUCAAGAGCAAAAUUUCAUUCAAAACUUGGCUUUGUUCCUUUGUACAUUUUUAAAAGAUCGUGCUACUAUUGCCCAGAGCUCCUAUAAUACGAUGGAAAAGGCUUUAAAGUAUCUUGUACUCGUUUCUGAAGUAGAAGAAGUGGAAAUCUUCAAGAUUUGCCUCGAAUAUUGGAACAGUUUAACAUCUCAGCUAUAUCGAGAAACAUCCCACCGCAGCGUAGGACUUUGCCUAGAAAAAAGUGAAGGCUACAACAAUUUUUCUCAAGAUUUUUAUAAGGAAGUUCUAAAUAAAGUUAGAUAUAUUAUGAUUUCUCGAAUGGCUAAACCAGAGGAGGUGCUUGUAGUGGAAAAUGAUAAUGGUGAGGUUGUAAGAGAAUUUAUGAAAGAUACGGAUUCAAUUAAUUUAUAUAAAAAUAUGAGGGAGACCCUAGUGUAUCUUACACAUUUAGACUGUCCAGAUACAGAGCGUAUUAUGACUAAUAAAUUACAGAAUCAAGUGAAUGGUAGUGAAUGGUCCUGGAAGAAUUUGAACACUCUUUGUUGGGCUAUUGGUAGUAUAUCUGGUGCAAUGCACGAAGAAGAUGAAAAACGAUUUCUGGUAACUGUUAUUAAAGAUUUGUUAGGACUUUGUGAACAAAAACGUGGAAAGGACAACAAAGCUAUUAUUGCUUCCAAUAUUAUGUACGUUGUUGGACAGUAUCCGAGGUUUCUAAGAGCUCAUUGGAAAUUUUUGAAAACUGUUGUAAAUAAAUUAUUUGAAUUUAUGCAUGAAACACAUGAUGGAGUGCAGGAUAUGGCUUGUGAUACUUUUAUUAAAAUUGCUAUGAAAUGUAAGAGGCACUUUGUGACAACACAAAUAUCAGAAACUUGUCCAUUCAUUGAAGAUAUACUGGCGUCCAUUUCGACUAUCAUUUGCGAUCUUCAACAACAACAAGUUCACACAUUCUAUGAAGCUGUUGGUUACAUGAUAUCUGCUCAAAAUGAUACACCAUCACAAGAGGCUCUGAUCGAAAAAUAUAUGUUGUUACCUAAUCAGGUUUGGGAUGAUAUCAUUAGUCAGGCUAGUAAGAACGUUGACAUUUUAAAAGAAAUAGAAAUUGUCAAACAGUUAGCAAGUAUAUUGAAGACCAAUGUUCGAGCUUGUAAGACCUUAAAUCAUGCUUAUGUGAUGCAAUUAGGUCGUAUAUAUUUGGAUAUGUUGAAUGUGUAUAAGGUUAUGUCUGAAAACAUAACGGCAGCUAUUCAACUUAAUGGUGAAACCGUGAUGAAACAGCCUUUAAUAAAAUCUAUGAGGGCUGUCAAAAAAGAAACAUUGAAAUUAAUAUCUGAUUGGAUAUCUGUAUCGGACGACAAUACAAUGGUGCUCGAAAGUUUCAUUCCUCCAUUUUUAGACGCAGUUUUAUUUGAUUAUCAAAGAACCCCGGUUCCUAUAGCAAGAGAACCAGAAGUGCUGAGUGCUAUCGCUAUUAUAGUUAAUAAACUUAAAAGCGAUAUUACAUUAGAGGUUCCGAAAAUAUUUGAUGCGAUAUUUGAAUGCACACUGGAGAUGAUCAACAAAGAUUUUGAAGAAUACCCAGAACACCGCACGAACUUCUUUUUACUUCUUCAAGCAGUAAAUAAUCACUGUUUCGCCGCCUUCCUUAAUAUCCCACCUACACAAUUCAAAUUAGUAUUAGACAGCAUCAUAUGGGCAUUUAAACACACAAUGAGGAACGUCGCCGAUAUCGGUCUACAAAUUUUGUUGAAACUAUUACAAAAUAUUGAACAACACGAAGCUGCAGCGCCCAGUUUCUAUCAAACUUAUUUGACUGACAUUUUACAACACAUAUUUUCAGUGGUUACUGAUACAUCUCAUUCUUCAGGAUUGUCCAUGCAUGCUACUAUUUUAGCAUACAUAUUUUCUUUGGUAGAAAUGGGAGGGGUGAAUUGUCAGUUAGGUCCUAAUCCCGAUAAUGUUUUGUACAUACAAGAGUUCACGGCCACUUUGUUGAAAUCUGCCUUUCCACAUCUUACUGACAACCAGAUUAAGAUUACAGUACAAGGGAUGUUCAAUUUAGAUCAAAACAUACCUCACUUCAAGGAACAUCUGAGAGACUUCUUGGUCCAAAUUAGAGAAUACACCGGUGAAGAUGAUUCAGAUUUGUAUUUGGAUGAAAGGGAGAAGGCAUUGGAAUUGGCUCAAGCUGAAAAACGACGUAUCGAACUGUCAGUACCAGGUAUUCUCAAUCCACACGAAGUUCCCGAAGAGAUGCAAGAUUAACAACUAUCUCGCUAUUAAAUAGUAAACUGUGUAAUUAAAAAAAAACUUACAUUGUGUCCCAUUGGAAAAAUCACUAAUUACGAAGUUUAUGUACAAAAUUAUUUCUAGAUUUGACUAGAAAAAUAGGGGAAUCGAAUAUUUCUUAUGUAAACACUCCAAAAUUGUGAAAACUUUGAAUAAAAAUGAAAUAUUUUUGGAAAUGACGACUUAUUCGUCCUAGGAAAACUUUCCUUGGUAAUUGAGAAGCCAUAAUCUAUAUUUGCAUAGUAUUUUUUUUAUAAAUUAAGAAAAUUUGUAAUAAACUUUGAAUGAUUGAUACAUUUCAGUGGGAUACUUAGAUCGAUAUUUUUCUAUUUGUAUCAUCAUAUUUCUGGUUUUGAGCAUAUACCAGUGUAAAUGUGUUUUGUGCGGUCCAUUUUCUUAAUAUUAAGACGCUUUUUAAAAAAAAACAUUUUUAUAUAUUUUUUUACAACUAAUUUGUUUUUGACUUAAAUAGAUUGCGUGUGGAUUUAGGAGGGUAAUUUUUAAAUUUUUCUCUUGUUUUGUCGGGUUUAAGUAAAUUAUUAUAUUUUUCUUCGAAGUCCCUUAUAAGAAAAUAAUCCACAUAUUAAAGAGAAGUUUUUUCAA
Messenger RNA from Diorhabda carinulata, 4019 nucleotides. Its product is annotated as exportin-1. Gene Ontology annotation, biological process: protein export from nucleus; ribosomal small subunit export from nucleus; ribosomal large subunit export from nucleus. Gene Ontology annotation, molecular function: nuclear export signal receptor activity; small GTPase binding. The coding region runs from base 207 to 3392 and encodes 1061 amino acids. The transcript has 6 exons. Gene Ontology annotation, cellular component: cytoplasm; nucleus. The record is from RefSeq and is a predicted model, not a curated record. Lineage: Eukaryota; Metazoa; Arthropoda; Insecta; Coleoptera; Chrysomelidae.